Amphiprion ocellaris (clown anemonefish) is the source of this 5082-nucleotide messenger RNA. RefSeq names its product FANCD2 and FANCI associated nuclease 1 (gene fan1). NCBI's taxonomy places the organism in Eukaryota, Metazoa, Chordata, Actinopteri, Pomacentridae. Gene Ontology annotation, molecular function: 5'-3' exonuclease activity; 5'-flap endonuclease activity; flap-structured DNA binding. The coding region runs from base 302 to 3301 and encodes 999 amino acids. Gene Ontology annotation, cellular component: nucleus. The record is from RefSeq and is a predicted model, not a curated record. The transcript is spliced from 13 exons. Gene Ontology annotation, biological process: interstrand cross-link repair.
UUAUGCCUGAGAAGCGGGACUGUUGUGUUACCAGAAGCUACCGGUACGUUAGCUCAUGUUUCUACCCACUGACAGCCUGUAUUUUAUCGGCAAUUUUCGUGUUUUUCGUUGUUUGAGUAGAGCACUAAAAGCCGCAAAUAUGUGGCCAUUUGGAAUGAGUUAGCAUUUAAUUUAACUAGCCUCAAUUAAAGCGGUAACAGUGUCAAGCAUUUAUACACGGAUAGUUCUACUCAGAGCAUGCAACGAAGAAAAGCGUUAAAAAACAUAUUUUUCGUCGAGCAAAGCCGCUAUCGCCUGCAGCAUGACCGAGAGAGCUAACAAAGACAAACUUAAGCGAAGUUUGUCAUUGUCCAAGAGCAAGAAGAAAGGCGGUGAUAAAGCUGGGAUUUCUGCCAGUGCUGCCACCACAACUCCAAUCACGUCUUUCUUCAGCAGCCAGCCUCCUGCUAAGCUCGCCUGCCCCCUGUGUGGCCAGCUGGUACCAAGAUUCAGGAUCAAUGAGCACAUUGAUUUGCAAUGUCAGAGCUUUGAGAGAGGAGACAGCACUGUCGCCUCAGCAAGUAAUAGUGUUGUGUCAAGCACCCAGCUGUCACCCACAAGGGAUCUCCCAAAGUCCCCGGAACUGGAUCGAAAAGCAAAGGAAGAAGACAAAGAGACCAAGACCAGUCCUUACUUUAAGAAGAACAACUUUCAGCAGGCGCCACGGGAGAUACGCAGCAAGACUGUGGUGAGGACCAUUGACCUGGGAAGUCUCUCCUCCAAGUUGUCUAGAAAAUGUCACAAGGUUCCUGAGAGGACACAGACGGAGGAUAAAACAGCACUCAAGGAGUUACAUUCAUCUGAGACACUCAAUAGCUCACAGAAAGAAAAUGUUUUAAUUCAGAGUUUAGAAGACAAGAAAGAGUCUGCAGAGCUUCUAAACACGAGUAUAGACACUCCAACUGCAGUGGGGGAUUCAUCGUGCUCAGAAAAAGCGCAUAUCCUUGAGCACAAACCAUUUAAAUCGGAUUCUGUGCAUGAAUUGAUUACUCCAAAGCUGCACUCGCCUCCCUCCAAACCAGCAAAGAGAAAAAAGGAAGCGACUUCCACUGUUAAGCUGCCUGGCUUCCAAAAGAAAGCAAAAUAUGAGGAGAAGAAUAGAAAACCAGAGGAGACAUCUAGUGAAAGUACAGCUGAGAAAACUGGCAUGGACCAGCAAAAAGCUGUGGUACCUUCCUCUCCUUCUAUUUGUAUUCCACCUUUGAGUUCAGAGGAAACAAAUGAGAAAAGUGUUGCAGUCAUCAUUCAUGAUUCAGAGCCAGGGUCCAGUGCUGAGAACACCAGUGGCCAGAACUCUCAUCAUCCAUAUCUUCCCUACUACCUCCGUAACUUCAGGACUGUACUGCAGGCUGUGCUGGAGAAUGAGGAUGACAGGAUAUUGUUCAACGAGGAGGAUAUGUCACUCAUCCAUUCAUUUGAGAAGCUAUCAGUUAUGGGGCAGAAGCUGUAUGUGAGGCUCUUUCAGAGGAAACUGAAAUGGCUCCAAGUAAAUAAACUGGAUUAUGAAGAGAUAAGCAGUGAUCUGGGACCUGUUGCACAGGAGCUGGUUCAAAGUGGUUUUCUACAGACAGAGAACGACCUUGAGGACCUAUCGAAGGCUCUGGAUCUCCUGCCGGCUCCUGAGCUCAAAGCUCUGGCAAAGACUUUCCAUCUGGGCAGUUCUGGGACUCAAAAACAGCAUCUUGUCGACGGGCUUCUUCGCCUAAGCAGGCAAAAGUCUCUCUUCUCUUCGUCUGCUGGUCAGAACAAUGUUGGAGCUGUCAUCCUUAAAAGGGCAAAGCAGCUUGCUGGGUCCUGUGUGCGUCUGUGUCGUGGUCCUCGGGUAGUCUUUUCUCGCAUCCUUCUGCUCUUCUCUCUGACGGACACCAUGGAUGAGGAGGAGAUGGCGGCUGGAGGACAGAACCAGCUCUUUACCAUCCUGUUAGUAAACUCAGGACGCCUGGCCUUCCCAGACUACACAGUGCAGCGCGCAGCCAAGGUGUUUCAGGACAGAGAGGACCUUAUCAGAUAUGAAGCUUCCAUGAGAGCCCUGCAAGAGGUGGUCUUAGCAAUGCAGGGUGGUCAGUGGGAGAGAGCCCUGGAGCUUUACACUGCUGCCAAAAGUUCCUGGCAAGAGAUGAGGAAAAACAGUGACCUCAGUCACCAGGAGGAGCUGCCCGUGUUCCUGCGUAGCUUCACCACAGGAUGGGCUUACACUCGUAUUUUAUCCAGAGGGGUGGAGAUUUUGCAGAGACUGCGUCGCUAUGAGGAAGCAGUAGACGAGCUGCAGUCCUUGUUGUUGCAGUCUGUCUACUGUCCUGACAGCCGCGGACGAUGGUGGGACAGAUUGGCACUAAACCUUCACCAGCAUCUCAAAAAACCUGAGCAAGCUAUUAGUGCUAUCAGAGAAGGGCUGUCAGACCCUCUGGUGCGCACAGGACAUAAACUCGCCCUCCAUCAGAGAGCUGUUAGGAUGAAAGAGUCUCCCAGCUGCAAGAAAUAUCGCCUGCAACUCAGAGACCUGCCCACCAUCCAAGUCCAAGAUGUCAAGCAUGUGACCAUCCGAGGACAGCUGUUUCCACAUGAGGGAGGCAUGGGAAAAUCUAGGUUUCUUUUACCGUCAAAUGAUGAGGGAGAAGAGCACGCUCAGGCCACUGUAAUAUGCUCUGUGGAAGAUCUGUCUUUAGCACAUUACCGACAACAAGGUUUUGACCAAGGGAUCCACGGAGAGGGCUCGACAUUCUCUACAUUGUUUGCUCUUCUGCUGUGGGACAUCAUUUUUAUGGAGGGAAUUCCAGAUGUCUUCCGAAAUCCAUACCAGACGUGUCCGCUGGAUCUUCACACUGACUGUUUCUAUGAGAACAGAAAGGAGGCUAUUGCGUCUCGUGUUCAGUUACUUACUGAGGCGUCUGUGGAAACGUUGAAUAACAUGUUGGAAGAUGUCUGGAUUUCUCAGGAGGGUAAAGUGUGUUCACUGGUUAACUGGGAGCGUUUCUCAUCCCUUCAGCAGGCACAGUCUCUUGUGGCAUGCCUGGGUGGAGCCUUCUUAGGUGGAGUAAUAGAACGAAUGGCCAAAGACUACAGACACUGCCGAGGAGGUUUGCCGGAUCUCGUUGUGUGGAACACCUCAGACAACAGCUACAAGCUGGUGGAGGUGAAGGGGCCCAAUGACCGGCUGUCACAAAAACAACAGAUCUGGCUGGAUGAGCUGCAGAAACUGGGCGCUGAUGUGGAGGUGUGUCACGUGACGGCUACCGGAGCCAGAGGAGCUCGUCUGGAAUAAACAGGCACAGAAGAAUUGAGUGCUAAAACUUUGCUGCUAAUUAAUAAGAUGACGGGUAAAUUGAAACGUCAGCGGACAGAUUUUGGGAAAAUGAUUUGAUUGCUUUUUCUGAUUCGGAUCAUCAAGGGCAGAUGUUAAGAUUGCAUCUUAUCACGCCUGCUGAGGAUUACUGUGGCCUUGUAGCUUUAAGAGAACUGUGAAAAUCUUAAUCUCAAAAACCUAAUUUAUCUGCCCCAAAUAAAAAAAUUCAUCAUAUCUGAGCCUAGGGAACACCAUGUGCCUUGCGACAUGUGGUGUUACCAUCAGGGAAGCCACUGCCUUCAACAGGAAGAGGUGCAUCAUGACAUGAGGAUCGUCACUGAGAACUGCCAGGAUCAGAAAUAGCUUGCUUAUAUUUAAUCAGAGCUGAAGCAUGACAGAAAAUGGAUCCAACUACCAUGCUAAACUAAUGGUGUUUCCUUUUUUUUUUGGCAACACUUUAUUUUCAGGAUCCAGGGUUGCCAAGCAACCAAAACUCCUAUUUAGUUGGCUGCUUUUAAAUUGCAUUACAGUUCUAUGAGUUUGUCAUGGACAAAGUGACUGUGAUGCCUGUGAAUAUGCAGUUUUGCCACAAUUCAUCAAAUACAUCAGUUGGUUGCCAAGAACAAAGUCACAGGGCUGCUAUUGAUGAUUCAUUAUCAUUCACUUGCAACUUGCUUUCUUCAAUAAAUGAUUAAUCAAUUGGUCAGUGAAAUAUCAUAAAAUGAGGAAUGUACCUUAACCCGUUGCUUGUGUGAUGUAACUGCAGUCACUCUGCUGCAACAAAAUAUCACACAUGAUAAAGAUGAACAACAGAAGCUGGACCUUGGGAAUGUUAUAGCAUUUUUGUUUGACUCUCUGAACCCCAAACCCACUGGCAAAUUGGAAAAGCAUGUUAUUUAUUUAAAAACAACCACCCAAAUUAUACCAUUUAUUAGAGCCAAACACUGAAAACAGAAAAAAUCGCUGGAUUUUCAGCUUUCUAAUAGCUUUAGAACUACUCAUCUGGGAAACUUGUGAUACAUGACUUUAUUCUACAUGUCUCACAUAAAGACUUGCCAAAAAGGCAGUGUUUGCACUAACCUUAUUGUGUAAAAACAAAAAAAACAGGUCCUUGUUGGUGCAGUCGAGAAGCCAUUAGCCAUGACUGAGCUUUAGCCAAUAGUCAGGGCAAAAAUGUAUUGACUUUUUGGUUUAGCUGGACUGAACCGCUGGCUAUGUGUACACAGAGCAGAGAGGAGACAGGGAUGGAAAUGUAAUUCCGAUUUAAGUAGUAAAAUAUCUACAAUAUGUAUAGUCACCAAUUUUUCAGUAGUGAUAACGUGAGCACUUUGAGAAAUGUACAUUUUUGACUCAAUUUUUCUAAAAUAAAUAAUCAAAGAAAUUCAACUUCCAUUUUUUGUGUGUUUUAUGGCAUCAGACCUGUGUGAUAUUACAGAAAUUUGUGUGCUCUCUGCUUCUAGUAAUGGUUAUGCUUGCCAUGAAGGUGCAGUACUGAAAGGAGCCUACAAUGAGUAAAAAUCUGACAGGUGCAAACAACAAAACAAAACAAAAAAAUCCCAGAAAGUUCUUGGGGUUCAGAGGGAUUAAGAGUGGUUGUAAAAUAAAGAAUUCUAAAACUGAUUGCAAUAAAAUUUUGUGUUCAUCAAUGAAACUUUUAAACACUAGAAUAUGUAAUGGCACUAAAAGCUCUGUCAAUGAGCUGAAUUUAAAUGUAAUAUUUUGUAUAAUUGUAAAAAUAUUAAAAGACAGCUUUGGUACAA